GGGACUGGAGCGGAGGCCGGGAACUAGGCGGGAGGUCCCAGGGUCUCGGGUUAGGGGGGUGGAGCCGCACUUCGUCGCCGCGGGGGUGCCGGGACUCCGGCCUCAGUGCCGCCGCCAUCACGGACUUCCUGUGGGACAAGCGCACGGGCCUCGCCGCCAGAACGAUGCCUCAUCCUCGAAGGUACCACUCUUCAGAGAGAGGCAGCCGGGGGAGUUACCACGAACACUAUCGGAGCCGAAAGCAUAAGAGACGAAGAAGCCGCUCCUGGUCAAGCAGCAGUGACCGGACACGGCGGCGCCGAAGAGAAGACAGCUACCAUGUCCGUUCCCGGAGCAGCUAUGAUGAUCGUUCAUCCGACCGGAGGGCGUAUGACCGGCGAUACUGUGGCAGCUACAGGCGCAACGACUACAGCCGGGAUCGGGGAGAAGCCUACUAUGACACAGACUACCGGCAUUCCUACGAAUAUCAUCGGGAGAACAGCAGUUACCGCAGCCAGCGCAGCAGCCGUAGGAAGCACAGACGGCGGAGGCGGCGCAGCCGGACAUUCAGCCGCUCAUCUUCGCAGCACAGCAGCCGGAGAGCCAAGAGUGUAGAGGACGACGCUGAGGGCCACCUCAUCUACCACGUCGGGGACUGGCUACAAGAGCGAUAUGAAAUUGUAAGCACCUUGGGAGAGGGGACCUUCGGCCGAGUUGUACAAUGUGUUGACCAUCGCAGGGGCGGAGCUCGAGUUGCCCUGAAGAUCAUUAAAAAUGUGGAAAAGUAUAAGGAAGCAGCUCGACUUGAAAUCAAUGUGCUGGAGAAAAUCAAUGAGAAGGACCCUGACAACAAGAACCUCUGUGUCCAGAUGUUUGACUGGUUUGACUACCAUGGCCACAUGUGUAUCUCCUUUGAGCUUCUGGGCCUUAGCACCUUCGAUUUCCUCAAAGACAACAACUACCUGCCCUACCCCAUCCACCAAGUGCGCCACAUGGCCUUCCAGCUGUGCCAGGCCGUCAAGUUCCUCCAUGAUAACAAGCUGACACAUACGGACCUCAAGCCUGAAAAUAUUCUGUUUGUGAAUUCAGACUACGAACUCACCUACAACCUAGAGAAGAAGCGAGAUGAGCGCAGUGUGAAGAGCACAGCUGUGCGGGUGGUAGACUUUGGCAGUGCCACCUUUGACCAUGAACACCAUAGUACCAUUGUCUCCACCCGCCAUUACCGAGCACCGGAGGUCAUUCUCGAGUUGGGCUGGUCUCAGCCUUGCGAUGUGUGGAGUAUAGGCUGCAUCAUCUUCGAAUACUAUGUUGGCUUCACCCUCUUCCAAACCCAUGACAACAGAGAACAUCUAGCCAUGAUGGAAAGGAUCUUGGGUCCUAUCCCUUCCCGGAUGAUCCGAAAGACAAGGAAGCAGAAAUAUUUUUAUCGGGGUCGCCUGGAUUGGGAUGAGAACACAUCAGCUGGGCGCUACGUUCGAGAAAACUGCAAACCACUUCGGCGGUAUCUGACCUCAGAGGCAGAGGAACACCACCAGCUCUUCGAUCUGAUUGAAAGCAUGCUAGAGUAUGAACCUGCUAAGCGGCUGACCUUGGGCGAAGCCCUUCAACACCCUUUCUUCGCCCGCCUUCGGGCUGAGCCACCUAACGCCAAGUUGUGGGACUCCAGUCGGGAUAUCAGUCGGUGACGAUCAGGCCCUGGGCCCCUCUGCCACUCUAACAGCAGUGGGUGUCCAGUCCAGGACACUGGUGCUUUUUUAUACAAGAGAACAGAGCCGGAGCCCACUUCUUCCUACUGGCUCCCUAUGUACCUGUGAAUAUGUGAAAUAGUGUAAAUAUGAAAGAACUUGGACCUAUCGCUUCAACCCCUGCCUUGUACAUAAUGCUAUUCCAUCUCACACUCUUCCCACCCUCACUUGCCCCUUCACAGAUGAGUUGGAUGGGGGCAGAAUGAGGUAACCAGAUGGCAUCUAUCCCAUGUUUUAUAAGGAAUUUUGUACAGUCUUUGUGAAAUAAAAUGACGUGCUUCAUCUGA
Molecule: messenger RNA, 2014 nt
Organism: Lagenorhynchus albirostris (white-beaked dolphin)
Lineage: Eukaryota; Metazoa; Chordata; Mammalia; Artiodactyla; Delphinidae
Gene: CLK2
Product: CDC like kinase 2
Exons: 13
Coding region: 165-1667 (500 amino acids)
Biological process (GO): regulation of RNA splicing; protein phosphorylation
Cellular component (GO): nucleus
Molecular function (GO): ATP binding; protein tyrosine kinase activity
Source: RefSeq, a predicted model, not a curated record